CCUCAUCAUUUUCGGGCAGGGGGAGGGUUGGCGACGAGGCAAAGUGGGGGCAGACAGAGGAAGAGCACUGGGCCUGACCACAUCUUUUCAUGCGGAAAAACGGCAACGUCAAAAAGCCCCCAUUUUUGGUCACCCUUAACACUCUGGCCCGGGCCUUAGUCCGCGGUCUCGGGUUUAGUUGAUAGCCGGCUGGAGGGCAGGCUGGGCGGGACUGUGCACGCCUGUUGAGAGUCUCACCACGUAUCCUGCACUUCUGAGGCCGAAAUGGGCGACAGCAGAGAUUCCCGGAGUCCGGACAGCUCGUCUGUGUCAUCUCCCCCCUCAGGCCAUCGCUCCUCGUCUCCCCUGGUGCCCCCUGUGACCAUGACCUCCCUGCCCCCCAUCACCUCAGCUGUCAACAGCCCCAUCAGCAGCAUGGGCUCUCCGUUCUCUGUCAUCAGCUCCUCCCUGGGCUCCCCCUGCUUGCCAGGGACACCGUCGGUGGGCUACGGCCCCAUCAGUAGCCCUCAGAUCAACUCCACCGUGUCCAUGUCCGGUCUCCACGCCGUCAGCAGCUCUGACGACGUCAAGCCGCCGUUCGGGCUGAAGCAGCUGUCCGCCCACAGCCCCGGAGGACCCAUGAUGUCCCAGAAGCGCAUGUGCUCCAUCUGUGGAGACCGCUCCUCCGGUAAGCACUAUGGCGUGUACAGCUGUGAGGGCUGCAAGGGCUUCUUCAAGCGGACAGUGCGUAAGGAUCUGAGCUACACCUGCAGGGACAACAAGGACUGUCUGGUGGACAAGCGGCAGAGGAACCGCUGCCAGUACUGCCGCUACCAGAAGUGCCUGGCCAUGGGCAUGAAGAGGGAAGUGGUCCAAGAUGAACGGCAGCGAUCUGUCCAGGAGGAGCGCCAGAGGAACAAGGAGCGUGACGGGGAGGUGGAGUCCACCAGCGCCGUGAACGAGGAGAUGCCCGUGGAGAAGAUCCUGGAGGCGGAGAUGGCCGUGGAGCAGAAGACCGAGCUGCACUCUGACGGGAGCUCUGGGGGAAGCUCUCCCAACGACCCGGUGACCAACAUCUGCCAGGCGGCAGACAAGCAGCUGUUCACCCUGGUGGAGUGGGCCAAGAGGAUCCCUCACUUCUCAGAGCUGGCCCUGGACGACCAGGUCAUCCUGCUCAGAGCAGGCUGGAACGAGCUGCUGAUCGCCUCCUUCUCCCACCGCUCCAUCUCCGUGAAGGACGGCAUCCUGCUGGCCACCGGCCUGCACGUCCACAGGAACAGCGCCCACAGCGCAGGGGUGGGGGCCAUCUUCGACAGGGAGAGUGCUCACAGUGCUGAGGUUGGGGCCAUAUUCGACAGAGUUCUGACAGAGCUGGUCAGUAAGAUGAGAGACAUGCAGAUGGACAAGACCGAGCUGGGCUGUCUCCGGGCCAUCAUCCUCUUCAACCCAGAUGCCAAGGGCCUGUCCAGCCCCAGUGAGGUGGAGCUCCUUAGGGAGAGGGUGUACGCAUCGCUGGAAUCCUAUUGCAAACAGAGAUACCCCGACCAGCAGGGCAGGUUUGCCAAGCUCCUCCUACGACUCCCGGCGCUGCGCUCCAUUGGUCUGAAGUGUCUGGAACACCUGUUCUUCUUCAAGCUGAUUGGUGACACACCCAUCGACACCUUCCUGAUGGAGAUGCUGGAGGCUCCCCACCAGCUGACCUAGGGGGAGGCGGUGGCACUGGAGGUGCAGUGUCAUGUGACCCGCUCCUGGGUCUCUCCACGCCUCAGCCCCUUCUGGGGGAAACGCCCUGUCUAACUGGUCUGGAGAUUCAGCUCAAACACAACUGUAUCACCAAGCAACCUCUGUCUUCACACACACACACGGACACACACACGCGUGUGUGCACACACACACACCAUACUGAGCUUCAAAUGACCAUUUGCCGUCUUGGAAAUACACACACUCUAACACACUUCUCCUGUGUAAAGGGUUGCGAUGCAUACAUUUCUCCCUUUUUUAAACGUAAUCAUGUCUUCAAGUUAAUCACAAGCUUAGCUUCAUUCUCAGUUAUCCUACAGCUCUGGAGAAUGCAUUCUUAAAAAAAACGACAGAUCCCCUUUUUACUUGUGGGAUUUGUAGUUUUUUCAUCAGCUACAAAGUCCACUGUAGCUACAGUAUGGAGUGCCAAAGUCACGUUACGUUGAGCUUCUUACUUGAGGUACUUUUUGUAAAACAUCAAGUAAACUAUCCAAAAAACUAAUAUUAUAAUCAAGAAACCUUCAAGGUGAAACCAGGCUACUAUUGUGGCACAAUAUUUUAGUUCAACUGUCAGCAAUACAUACAGUUGAACUACAAACCCCAGAUGGCUAGCUGUCAAAUUGCCUCUAUGAUUGUAGUUCUUUAAUGCGGCUUCCUGGCCUAAAAACUUUGAGGGGAGUGGCGGGACUUUGGUACUCUAUUAAGGGUUUUUUUUUUUUCUUUCAGUUAUGCAAAUGAUCCAUGUGUUAUAUGGUCAGCCCAGCUUUGUGAUUGGUGGAGAGAGGUGGACAAGCCUUCCCAAUCACAAUAGAUUAUUUGAAUAUUGCGCUUUCACCCUCGCUGCAAAAAAGUGCAGCGUGAAGUCAAGUACUGUACUCUUCCAUUGAGCCCUUUCGAAGCAUUGAAGGCCAGGGGAUGGCCAACUAGAUUUGGGCCUACCUAAAGCACACAUCAGGCUUUUAGGAAAAAAAUGACUUGAAUGAAACAAUUAAUCUUUUUUUUCGCUUUCCUCCCAUUUUGGCAUUUUGGUCGAGUCCAAAUGGGCAAAGACCUGAGCUUUUCUAUAAAAACACGAUAUAUGAGCUUCGACUGGUGCAGGACAGAGUAGCUCUGUCUGGAUCCUUUUGAGACGCCCUCGCCUUGCUCAUGUUCAUUUUUGCACUUUGGGAACGUUACUGUGUAUGUGAGCUAUUGUUGCCCCCCCCCCAUAUUCCUCUCAGCCUCCCAAACUCUGGGACCACCUACCUCUCCUUCCCCCGGCGUUCUCUAUAGAGCAUAGCAAUCAUACUGUUUUGUACAGGUAUGGUGGGCAGGGCUGUGCAGAGUUCUGUGAAAAUACCAUGAGCUCACUUCCUGGUGUCUUCAUACCCUGUCUUUCUAUUUGUUGAGGGACACCCCCCCCCCCCCCCCUCCCCCUGAAUUCUGUCAUUGGUCAGCUAGACCCUCAGUAUUUUGUCACUGGUCAACCAGACCCUGUAGAUUUCGUAGUGUGAUCCAAUGCUUACAGCCUCUUUGUCUUUGUUACAUGUUGACCUUUCUGGAGUUCUCCUUUUCAAUACAUACUUUUCUCCUUCACAUGAGGGCGCUGGGGCGAAUCAUCAACUAUGCAUUCACAGUAGGGACUGUACGUUCUCACACACAAACUGUAAUGUAUGCAAAGACAUCAGGUGAGAUGCAAUAUGAAACCACAAUAUACAAAGUGUAUAAACUACAGUACAUAUAUAAUUGUAUUGUGGAGCUGUUUCCUACCAGCCCACCAAACACAUCAAUUAGAGGCUCACCUGAUUGGUUAUGGCUUGUGAUGUGGCACCAUUGGCCCUGUAAGGGUUCUGGUGGUAGGCACCUCCCCCUCUGCUUGUAUUUCCUGUCAAACUUGGACCUGAUAGGCAAUCCGAAUUGAGGCGAGUGUCAGUAGGAUUGUGGUUGGAUAGCGUCUCCUCAGAUUGCAUCGUUAGCUUGUGUUUGCCCUUCUGCUGAUGUGCUCUACCGGUGCUAAAUGAUGUGGUCUGACCCGUUUCAUGUUUACACCAACACAGGCUCACGCACACGGGAGUACGCAAGAACACAGGGACGCACGCUCUUUAAAACCUUAGGUCUGCUUGAAAAAGAAAAGAAAGAAAAAACAGUUGACCCACUCAGCCCCUGCCUGUGUACCUGUCAACUUGAUGUGGUUACAGUCCUCCAUGUUCUGCCCUGGGAGGAGGAGGAGGAGGAAGGCUAGGAGGGUGUGUCCUGUGUGACAGAUGGUGCCCCUUCCCUCCUCUGUUCAGAGCAGCUCCUGGGCUAGAGUAGCAUAACUGCCCCAGACUCUCGGUUUUGUCAUUGGGGCCGAUUUAUCAAAAAUCUCCACAGUCGUAGAGUGGUCAAGUUGAUCCUAACUUUCUUUAGAGCUUCCUUAGUUGAAUACAAACUCGUUUCAUUCACCUGGUGCUCAUCAACAUGUCUCUCUUUGCUACUCUGUGUUUGAUUCCUAACUCUGUUUACAAUGAGCAGAGAUCGUAUAGUAAGCUACAGGUUACUGUAUAUAUUCAACAGGCUCUGUUUUUUGGGGUUGUUUUUUUUUGCUAGACUUCAGCAGAGGAGUGGUGAAGAUGUGCCUCUAUGUAGCUGCCAGAGAGAGAUGUUGGUAACAAAGGAGAAAAAAAAUGCACAGGAGAGUGCGCAGAAAGUAGAAGCUGGAGAGAGAGAGGGAGAAAGAGGGAGAGGGGGUGUAGAGAGAAAGAUGUAGAGAGAGAGAGAGAGAGGUAGAGAGAGAGAGAGAACCUAGCAUGAUGAUGUUACAGUAGCCGUUUCAGUCCUGCGCAAAAACCUAGUACUUUCACCAGUACUUUGCAGUACUAUGGACUGUAAGUCCAGUGCAUUGGUAGCACAUGUUACAGUACUACUUCAAAAGUAUAGUACUUCUGCAGCCCGGUGCUUUCAGGGUGACCCCUGACCCCUGAGGGGGGACUGGAACACAGCACUACUGCAGUAUUAGUCGCUGGCCGUGUCGGCCGGGAGGCGGCAGGUUGUCUUUUGCCCGGCGUUCGGCCCAAAGAAGCACGUCCAUGGGACUGCAUCAUGCACCCCCCCCCCCCCCGUGUUUGUACGUUUGUUUAUGUUGUGUACAGUGUAUCUGCCUCAUUAUAAAAUGUCCCUUUUUAGUUUUUAAAGGAAGGAAGGAAAAAAACGAAUGCUCUUGAAACCGUCGAUUGAUGGAUUGACUGAAGUCUUGUGUUACCGAGUUCGAGUUACCGAGGCUACUGCAGCCUUAGCCAUGGCGACGGCGAACCAGGAAGUGCCCUGUCCCAGUGUGUCGGGCUCUUCCUGUGUACUUGUCCGGGGGCCUGCUGGAGGCGUGCGUACAGAGCACUGGGCAGGCCUGCUCUGGUGUGUUGCCACACCGCCAGACCAGUAUGGACGUCAGCCCAGGUCCUCCACAGCUCCCAGUCCCUGCGGCUGCUCUUGAAGAGGCUCCAGAGUGGUUUUAGAGUGUACUGACUGGAGUAGUCUGCAUACUUAGUAUUGUGCAUGCUUUUGUUUUUUUUUUAUGGCCCCUUGAAAUUGUGUGCGCUUGAGUGGGCCCCGAAACGGUGGGGGUGGGGCGUGGCGGCUAGUUAGAGCAGCCCGGUCCUGGGUUAGUUACUGUUAAUGUGCAGUAAAUAUACUGUGAAAUACUUGGGGUGAGUUUGAUUUUCAUGUUUGGCUACACUGCGCAAUGGUAACAAUGGAUCAGUCCAGCAAGUGCCAACCUGGAGUUCAAAUCAAAUACACCUUAACUACUUUCAAGUGGUUAGUCUGUGUAAUUGGCCUUGUUCUGUCAGGGAGCCAGCGCCCCCUCAGGUGCUUUUGCUGUGUGUCGGUGCUAUUCAAAGGGUUUUCACAGACCAGUUACAUUCUAGGAACAUGUCUUCGCCGUCUGGAUGGCGGUUCUGUCUCAUGACCUAUGACCCUGUGUUCAGUGCAGCGCCAAAGGACCAGGAAUGUGUUUACCUUAUUGUUGGGUAUUGCCAGGGAACCUUUCCUUCAGCUUGAAGGUUCUGUUUUGAGUCCACACCCACAGCCGGACACAGAUCCCCCACAGAGCAGCCAGGCCUGAAGCCACGCCCUCAUCACAUGGAAUUAACUGAGGGGAGGAGCUAAAUCGGAAGACACCACUUUCAUGGGGUGUGGCGUUAACUGAAUAACAGUUAAAGGAAUACAAGCUGAACGCUUUUCAAGUUUCUGGGAAAUUUGCCAAUGGUUGAUGUUAUAUAGAGUGGAAGACUUCAGGAUUGAUCAGAUGUUGAUAAAAAAAAAAUCAAAAAAAAAAAUCUCAUGUCAUACCCAGUCUUUUACACCUCUUACUCAUGUGCUCUGCUUCAAAUCUCUGUGUAUUCAGGAGUAUUAAACAAAUGCAAGAACUGUUAUAUCAUGUGGGCUCUUCAGUUUUCCUUGUCCUUUUCUAUUUUUCUUCUCUCCUGUUUUAUUCCUCGUCAGGUUUGUAUUUCUGACUCCACCAUACAUGUGUGCUUUGGUGGAGAAGGAAAGAAAAAUAUAAUGAUUUUUCUCAAGUCAUUAAUUCUGAAUCUGUUUUUCUGUUUGUUGUAUGAUGUCUGAGUAAAGGUUUUAAUACUGUACCAUGA
Molecule: messenger RNA, 6323 nt
Organism: Osmerus eperlanus (European smelt)
Lineage: Eukaryota; Metazoa; Chordata; Actinopteri; Osmeriformes; Osmeridae
Gene: rxrba
Product: retinoid x receptor, beta a
Exons: 13
Coding region: 265-1683 (472 amino acids)
Biological process (GO): regulation of transcription by RNA polymerase II; cell differentiation; anatomical structure development
Cellular component (GO): nucleus
Molecular function (GO): zinc ion binding; nuclear steroid receptor activity; retinoic acid-responsive element binding
Source: RefSeq, a predicted model, not a curated record